Sciurus carolinensis (gray squirrel) is the source of this 2734-nucleotide messenger RNA. RefSeq names its product ELMO domain containing 1 (gene Elmod1). Lineage: Eukaryota; Metazoa; Chordata; Mammalia; Rodentia; Sciuridae. Gene Ontology annotation, molecular function: GTPase activator activity. The transcript has 12 exons. The coding region runs from base 575 to 1537 and encodes 320 amino acids. The record is from RefSeq and is a predicted model, not a curated record.
GAAACCUCUGCACGCCCUCCCUAUCUGCUCUUGGUCGCCUCCCCGCAGUCGGCCGCCCAGGGUGCAUCCCGACUUGCUCAGCUCCACGCGACCCAGAUUCCUGCCCCGCCCCCGCGCCUCCCGCGCCCGCAGCCGAGUGCGGCAGCCGAGGCCGCCUCUGUCCAGCUUCGGCGCUGGGGACCAACCGCGUCGAUUAGGGCCGCGCAACGCGCAGCUAGAGCGCUGGGGAAAGGCAGAGAUGGAGACCGCACUACUGAGCGCUGGGAAGUGCUGAGCCUGUCGCUGUCAAAAGCCCAGUUUACACUUACUUUGAUAAAGGCAGAUUUUGGAGCACUUACUUGAGGACAGUUUGCCUAGCAUCUGGAUAGUCAACAGAGGCACAAUGAAGCACUUCUUGAGGAUUUCUUCAAGCAAGAAUUGACUUUCAUUAGCACAUUCAUUGAGAUUGUUCAAAAUAAGCCAUUUUUUCUCUUAUUUUUUCCAAAGAAGACAUCAGAGUCACAAAUUUAAGAUGAUGGAGUAGUUUGCACUACAGAGUUCUAUUGGAAGGGUGCUGUCUUUUCUUUUUCACAGAAUGUUGAUCCAGGUGUGCCUGUAUUUUUACUGUAAAUUUUUGUGGCGCUGCCUGAAAUUUGUAAUGAGGAAGCUAACUGGAAGAUGUGAACUGCAACGAAUCUGUUACAAUACCAAGCCUGGAGCUUCUAGAACCAUGAAGAUCGAAACAUCACUGAGGGAUUCGAAAAGUAAGCUGCUGCAGACUUCAGUGAGUGUUCACCCUGAUGCCAUUGAAAAAACUAUAGACGACAUCAUGGAACUGAAAAAAAUUAACCCCGACAUAAAUCCACAGUUGGGAAUCUCUCUUCAGGCUUGCCUUCUGCAAAUCGUGGGUUACAGAAACCUUAUCGCAGAUGUGGAAAAAUUGCGAAGGGAACCCUAUGAUUCUGAAAAUCCCCAACAUGAAGAAAUGCUUUUGAAGUUAUGGAAAUUCUUAAAGCCGAAUACUCCCCUGGAAUCUCGGAUUUCUAAGCAGUGGUGUGAAAUAGGUUUCCAAGGUGACGAUCCUAAGACAGAUUUUCGAGGAAUGGGACUUCUGGGACUGUAUAAUUUGCAGUAUUUUGCAGAAAGGGACGCCACAGCAGCUCAGCAGGUCCUCUCUGACUCUCUUCAUCCAAAAUGCAGCAAAUUCAGCAAAACAGAAUGGGAGAAGAAAAGGAUGGAUAAAGCAAUUGGGUACUCAUUUGCAAUUGUGGGCAUCAAUAUAACUGAUCUGGCAUAUAAUCUACUGGUCAGUGGAGCUCUAAAAACCCAUUUCUACAACAUCGCUCCAGAAGCUCCAACACUGUCUCACUUCCAGCAAACAUUCUGCUAUUUGAUGCAUGAAUUUCACAAGUUUUGGAUUGAAGAGGAUCCCAUGGACAUAAUGGAAUUUAAUCGUGUGAGGGAGAAAUUCCGCAAGAGGAUCAUAAAACAGCUGCAAAAUCCAGACAUGGCGCUGUGCCCACAUUUUGCUGCCUCUGAAGGUUUAAUCAACAUGUAGUCACCCGCGCUGGUUUUAAUGGAUACCCUGGAACACUGCCUCAUUGUCGUGUUAGGUCUCUGCUUAGGUCGCAGCUCACACACUGAAUGCACACAGUGAUUAUAUGCAUGCCUUUUGGUACAGUAUUUUCAUCUCUUGGUCAUAAUUCCAAGAUCCCCAAAUAUCACUAUUUCUGGACUAUCUGUCCUCCAGUGACUGCUCAUAUUAUGGCAUUAUGCAGUGUUACAUCUUGCCUUGACACCCAGGUAUGGAAAGAGUUUUCUAUUUUUUUAAAUUUUUUCUUCCCCCUCAUAACUCAACAUUGAAGACUUGUAUUUCAUUAGCUGUAUUUUGUAUGUAAGAGGUUUAACUGAAUCUUGUUCUGUGAAAGACUUUUAAUUUAUUGAUAUGUUUCAGGAUUACUGCUGCUAGCUUUUCAAGCCAGGUUCAUGCUUGGACCUCAUUCUGAUAAAAUAUAAGAUUUUAACAUAACACAGACAGACACAUGAUAAGCCAAACUCUUCCUGCAAACAUAGCUGCGCUUCACAAAAAUGUAAUGAGGCUUACAAGAAGUAACAUUAGGUAGGAGCUGUUUUUGUGUGAAGUACUGCAGAAUUAUUCUGUAACUUAACCCCAGUUGCAAUUGUGUCAUGGUCAUCUGGCUAUAAAAUGAUUUUUUAUUCUCAUAAUUUCACUGGCUUGGAUGUCUAAAUAUGUUUAUGAUGCUUGGAGCCUCAGAAGAGAAGUAAGCUUAUUUCGAAAGCUGCAAAAGAUUUUUCACUUGUCCCAGCACUGUUCUGAUCCAAACCUCUUUGCUUGGGGAACUGAGUGCUGACUGGUUUGUUUUCUAUGUCAGUGGGCAAUAUUAAAAAACAAUUUGCAAGAAAAUGUGUUGCAAGAGAGAAACCCAAGCUAUGUCGUUCUGUAAUAUUUCUUGAAAAUAAUGACCUUAUCAGUGGAAGUAAAUAGCUUGGAAAAAAGAAAAGUGAAAUCAUUCCAAAACUGCUAAAAAUCAUUUCAAAAAAUGUGAUUUAGUUUGGAAUUAUGAUUGUAGUCUGUUGAAUAGUAUUUACCAUGGCAUUUCAUACCCAUGGUAUUUUAUACUUUCGGACUAUCAAUUUUAGUAUUAUUAGAUGUUUGUGUAAUCACUUGCUUAUUUAAAUGAAUUUUGAGUACUGCCUAACUGUCAGAUAUAUGAAUAAAUUACAUGUCAUUCUA